CAGCCACCCUCAGCGACGGCUGCGCCCUGAGGAGAAGCCGGGGGCGGAGGCGGAGAGAUGGCGCUGGGAUGAAAGCAGCCCACACUACACCUUGCGUAUCGUUGACCGAACAUGCGAGGUGCUGUGGCCGCGGAGGAGGAACCUGUAGAGGUCACCAUUUCUCCACCGAGGCAUCCCCACCCUGCGCCAGAGCCUGCUGCCGGGCUUCCAGGCUUCCACUGAAACGCAUAGCCGGUGCUCUGAGAAAUAGAGAGUUGGGCAAAGUUCCUGUCCUGUGGAGCUUACAGUCAGAAAAAUCCUCUACACACAAAGAAGUCUGGCAGAAUAGCAGCUGAUCCGCAGUGGGAGCCCAAAGAGGGAAGGGACCACAACUAGAAAGACUUUCCAAAAAUGGCUGUAUGGUAUUUAGAAAUCUGGGUACCAGCUGCACUGUGCACAUUUUUGCAGAGGCUUCUGUUCAGUUAAGAAUGGGCUGUGGACUCAGGUUGCUUAAUCAAAGCAGUGGAUCAGAAGUAGACUGUUCAGUCUCCAGCAAAGCAGAUGAGAAGUGCAAUUGGUCUCAGCCAGAUCAACCAGAUACUCUUCGAUCUCCGAGUCCUCCAGUGAUCUUGCAGUGACACUAGAGAAGUCCUAAGCCCUGCCGCCCCUUACUUUUCAAGAUCUACUGAUCUCUCUUCAGUGAAAAUAACGAUGCAGACAUGUACCCAGCCUGUGGGUUUAUCCUGAGACUUCCCUUGUUCCAGAAACUUGGCCCAAGUUAGGAGGAAACCCCAGUACUGUCCCUUAAAAGUUGAAUUGCAUCAGUGUGGGUUUUAUUAAAAAUGCACAGUAAGAAGCAGACUCCAGUAAAAUACUAUGUUGGAAUUGAUGUUGGGUCAGCAAGCGUUCGCGCGGCUUUGGUAGAUGGGCUCGGGACAGUAGUGGCACAUGCAGAUCAGCCAAUCCAAAUUUGGGAGCCCCAACCAGACCACUACGAGCAAUCCUCUGCAGACAUAUGGGCUGCUUGUUGCUCAGUCACAAAGAAAGUUGUCUGUGGAGUAGAUGCUAGCCAGAUUCGAGGGGUUGGUUUUGAUGCUACGUGUUCCCUUGUUGUUGUGGAUAAACAGUUCCAACCUUUGGCAGUCAACUGUGAAGGACAAAACUAUAGGAAUGUUAUUAUGUGGAUGGACCAUCGUGCAGUCAGUCAAGUUGAGCGUAUCAAUGCAACGCAACACAGGGUUUUGAGCUAUGUAGGGGGCGUGAUGUCUGUGGAAAUGCAGCCACCUAAAUUGCUGUGGAUAAAGGAAAACUUGCAAGAAUCGUGCUGGGAGAAGGCAGGCUACUUCUUUGAUCUUCCGGAUUUCUUAUCUUGGAAAGCCACAGGUGUCACUGCGAGGUCACUCUGUACAGUAGUGUGCAAGUGGACAUACACUUCAGAUGGAGGUUGGGAUGACAGUUUCUGGAAAAUGAUUGGUUUGGAAGAUCUGGUGAAGGAUAAGUAUGAAAAAAUAGGAAACCACGUCUUGUCUCCUGGAGAGUCUGUUGGAAAAGGUCUAACGCCAGAAGCUGCAAAAGAUCUCGGUCUCCCUGAAGGAAUUGCAGUAGCAGCAUCUCUCAUUGAUGCACAUGCUGGAGGACUAGGAGUAAUUGGAGCAGAUGUGAAAGGAUAUAACCUGCCAUGUGAGAACCAGCCAAUUACAUCCCGAGUUGCUAUGAUCUGUGGAACAUCUUCAUGCCACAUGGGGGUCAGUGAAACACCCAUUUUUGUGCCUGGUGUUUGGGGACCUUAUUUCUCUGCAAUGGUACCUGGAUUGUGGUUGAAUGAGGGAGGUCAAAGUGCUACAGGAAAGCUGAUAGAUCACGUGGUCCGAGGCCAUGUCGCCUUCCCGGAAUUACAGUCAAAAGCUGCAGCCAGUGCUCACAGUAUAUAUACAUACUUGAACAGUCACCUGGAUCUGAUUAAGAAAUCUUUGCCUGUGGGUUUCCUCACUGUUGAUUUACAUGUUUGGCCAGAUUUCCAUGGUAACAGAUCUCCCUUAACAGAUCUGACACUAAAGGGCAUGGUUGUUGGACUAACAUUGUCUCGGGGUCUGGAUGAACUUGCCCUUAUCUACUUGGCCACGAUUCAAGCCAUUGCUUUAGGAACAAGACAUAUUUUGGAAAGUAUGCAGACUGCAGGGCACCAUAUCAACACGCUGUUUCUGUGUGGUGGGCUGAGCAAGAACCCUCUCUUUGUGCAGAUGCAUGCUGAUAUUACCGGCAAGCCUGUUGUCCUGUCCAAAGAAGUGGAGUCUGUUUUGGUGGGUGCUGCUAUUCUUGGAGCUUGUGCUUCUGGGGAUUUUGCAUCUAUACAGGAGGCCAUGGCGAAAAUGGGGAAAGUUGGGAGAGUCGUGCAGCCUAACCAAGAGCAUAAAAGAUUUUACGACAAGAAAUACGAAGUAUUUUUGAAACUUGUGGAACAUCAGCGAGAGUAUCGCUCCAUCAUGAACAGUUUCUAAUCCAGAGUCACCUCAUCUGGGAACAGCAGGGAUAACGAAUUUCCAAAUAUUUAUGAGGAGGGUACUUUUACUGUACUGUUGAUGGCAAAAAUAUGAUUUUAUAAUUUAAAAUGUACAUUUUAAUUUUUAAUGAGAAAUAAACCACAUUCACUUCACU
This is a messenger RNA of Tyto alba (common barn owl), 2634 nucleotides long. It is a transcript of the gene FGGY, whose product is annotated as FGGY carbohydrate kinase domain containing. Gene Ontology annotation, molecular function: kinase activity; phosphotransferase activity, alcohol group as acceptor. The transcript is spliced from 23 exons. Gene Ontology annotation, biological process: carbohydrate metabolic process. The record is from RefSeq and is a predicted model, not a curated record. The coding region runs from base 822 to 2477 and encodes 551 amino acids. Lineage: Eukaryota; Metazoa; Chordata; Aves; Strigiformes; Tytonidae.